Molecule: messenger RNA, 2208 nt
Organism: Arachis stenosperma
Lineage: Eukaryota; Viridiplantae; Streptophyta; Magnoliopsida; Fabales; Fabaceae
Product: small ribosomal subunit biogenesis GTPase RsgA 1, mitochondrial
Exons: 5
Coding region: 236-1744 (502 amino acids)
Molecular function (GO): GTPase activity; GTP binding
Source: RefSeq, a predicted model, not a curated record
AAAAAUGCCGUUUGGAUAAAAGCAACCACACUCCGUCGCUGCUUCACUAACCUUCCACCCGUUUCGGUUAAGCCUCAAAAUGGAAAAUGGAUAAUAAUAAGCUAAUAACAGAGAAACAAAGAACCUGCUGGAAACAAGUAAUAACCCAACUUCGAAAAAAAACCAAGAAAAAGUGAUUCUCUCUUUCUUUUCUAUACCGACCAUUUCCAAAACGCCACACUCACCAGCUUCCCUGAUGGCGCUCGCAUCGUUCUCGAUCCUCCGCCACCACCCCCGCACGGUGGUGUCUCCCGCCUCACCACUCCCAACUCUCAACACCAUCCUCCACCGUUGCUUCCGCUGCCUCCCGUUCGGCGCGGCGGUGGCCACCGCCAGACACCACCGAAACCCUAACCAGCAACGGCAACAGCAACCCCCAAGCAAGAACCUCCUGAAAGCAAAGCAAACCUUCAAAAAGUUCUCCUCCUCCUUGGCUCCCGUCCUCUCCCUCGAGGAUUCGCCUCCCUUGUCCGACUCUCAAGCCGUCGGCAUCGUCGCAGCCUCCCAGGCCAACUUCAUGCGCGUCAUCGUCCAAGAACAAGAACCUUCCAGAAUGAAGCUUCCAGAAGCCUCUUCUUCUUCUUCGGCUGGCUUGGAGCUACUGUGCGUGGUGAGGGAGCUGCUGAAGAAGAUAAAGCGGAGAGUGAUGGUUGGUGACAAGGUUCUAGUAGGUUCCAUUGACUGGGUUGAUCGAAGGGGAAUGAUCGAGAAUGUGUUCCAGAGGGAUAACGAGAUUCUUGACCCUCCCGUCGCCAAUGUUGAUCACCUGCUUGUGCUUUUUUCGCUUGACCAACCCAAGGUUGAGCCGUUUAUGCUCACAAGGUUCCUUGUUGAGGCCGAGUCCACUGGUAUUCCUCUCACCCUUGCGCUCAAUAAGAUUGAGCUUGUGGAUGGAGAGGCUGUAAGUUCGUGGAAGUCUAGGUUGCGCAGCUGGGGCUAUGAGCCUAUUUUCUGCAGCGUGGAGUCCGGACAUGGACUUGAUCUACUUGCAUUCAAAUUGAGAGACCAAACAACCGUGAUCGUAGGUCCUAGUGGAGUUGGGAAGUCUAGUUUGAUCAAUGCCCUCAGAAGCAAUCCCCGUGUUUGUGAUGCUGAAGAAGGGGAGAAUUGGUUCGAACCCAUUUUAGGUAGCAAGUGGUUUGAAGAACAGAGAGUUGGGGAGGUUUCAACAAGAAGUGGCAGAGGGAAGCAUACUACUCGCCAUGUCUCUUUGCUUCCAUUGUCUGGAGGGGGUUAUCUUGCCGACACACCUGGAUUUAACCAGCCUAGUUUAUUGAAAGUGACAAAGCAGUCUCUUGCACAGACUUUUCCCGAAAUCAGGAAAAUGGUUAGUGCCAAUCAGCCUGCAAAAUGCUCAUUUAAUAAUUGUCUACAUCUGGGUGAACCUGGGUGCAUUGUGAAGGGCGAUUGGGAAAGAUAUUCAUACUAUUUUCAACUGCUUGAUGAGAUCAGAAUCAGAGAGGAGUUCCAGCUAAGGACAUUUGGAACUAAAAGAGAAGGUGAUGUAAGGUUCAAAAUGGGAGAUAUGGGUGUUCAGCAGGCAGAACCACGGUUGGAACCAAAGAAGCAUAGGAGAGUGUCUCGGAAGAGGAUUAACCAGUCGAUUUUAGAUGAAUUAGAUGAACUGGAUGACAACGGCGACGACACUUCAGUUGAUGAGGAGAAUGAUCCCAUUUUAAGGGCUAUGAAGAAUGAAAACUCUUAGAAAAUAGUCAAUCACCAGCACACAUUGUAAAUAGUUUCCGACUUGCGCUUAAGUAACAGCGUAACAGCGUCCCGUAUUUCCGGUUCCCAUUACCAAAGGCAUUUUUUGAUGUUUUUGUUGACCUUCUUUGACGUAGGUUCAAGUAUGUACAGAGUCUGUUGUACUAUGUCAACAAUGGUAACGGACAUAUCUUUCUGAAAUUCUGACCAAGUGAAGCCUUGAUCUAUGCUGGUUGCCAAUGUUAGCUUGGACCAUUUCAUUAUAUGCUCCAAGUAGGGGUGUGCAUGGGCCGGGUGAAACCGGGUUUGAUGUGACCCAGACUUGGUCCGAAAUAUAUACCGGGCCUAUUUAUUAAACCCGAACGCGAUCUUAGAUCCGAUGAAACUUAUACAUUUUCGGGCCACUAUUAUAUCGGAUAAAAACCGAGUGAAAAUUGGGCCGUUAAUAUUACAUUAUCUUAAUAU